This is a messenger RNA of Xenopus laevis (African clawed frog), 2417 nucleotides long. It is a transcript of the gene cdc42se2.L, whose product is annotated as CDC42 small effector 2 L homeolog. Gene Ontology annotation, cellular component: plasma membrane; cytoskeleton. Gene Ontology annotation, biological process: regulation of Rho protein signal transduction. Gene Ontology annotation, molecular function: small GTPase binding. Lineage: Eukaryota; Metazoa; Chordata; Amphibia; Anura; Pipidae. The record is from RefSeq and is marked provisional.
CAAGGCACAGGAGAUGUUUACACAAAGAAUUGUUACUACAGAGAGGUUGUCGCUGCUUUGAUCAUUGCAUUGUCAUUAUUAAGAGUGUUCCAAAUCGUCUUCAGUGAUUUUGCUUUUCCGCUGUCUCUCUCUCUUCCGGAUACAUUUGUGGUGGCAGCAUCUAUAGAAGCUUUGCAGGAAGAAAAAAACCUUUCUUUAGAGGAAGCACCUGCCAUUAACUCUUGAGACAAAGCAAUGACUGAAUUUCUCUUCUGCUUCAGCUGUUGCAUUGGUGAACAACCCCAACCGAAACGGCGACGGCGCAUUGACAGGAGUAUGAUUGGGGAGCCAAUGAAUUUUGUACAUACUGCACAUGUUGGUUCAGGAGACACAAAUGCAGGAUUUGCAAUGGGUGGAUCUUUCCAGGAUCAGAUGAAAUCAAAAGGCGGUUACACUCCUGGAAUCUCAGAAGUGGCACUUUAGCAUUUAAGACGUUGUCAGGACCAGUUAACUGCACAAAUGAACAUCUCGUUUGAAGAAGGAAAGCCUGUGCAAUAAUACAAAGAUUGUGAGAAAGUGCAUUAAUGCCUUUCCUUUAAUCCGAAAUGGGCUUCCAGCAGUUCAAUGCAAAACUGAAAAUGUGAAGAGUCCUAAUUUAUUACUCUGCUUUUAAACAUUAUGGCACAACUCCUCCUGCAUUUGUAUUAUAGUGGUAUGUGCAUGGCACUUGUAGUUUUGUUAUUCAUUCCUGAGCUGUGCUUUUUGCUUUGACUAAAGGAAGAAUUAAUUCUAUUGCUUUGUAUUGAAAAAGGGCAAACACUCGCACUCCAGUUUAUAUAGAACUGCAACUCCAAGAAAUGGGAUCGCUGGGAGUUGAAUUUCUGCUUCAGUUCCUGUUGUUGCUUAUUCCCUGCUCUUUAUUGUUUGAUUGUCACAGACUGCAUUUUUUUUGUUUCACAGUGAGAUUUAAUGAAACCUUUUGUUUAAAGCUUUAAUAAGUGUUCCUGCUUUUCACGCAGUCAUCUAUGAAACUUUUGUCCAGGAUUUACCUUAGUCACUUAUUCUUCACCAUUAUGUAACAAACCUACAUUUUAUAUUUUGCAGUAAAGUGAUUUAACAAAUCUAUGUACUCCUGGGGCUUAUUGCAGUUUUAUUCAAGGGCAAUUUGUUAUUCAUUAUAGUUGCCCUCUAAAUGUCAAAAUAGCACACUCUGCUUUAUCUGAGCCUUCCUGUAGGCUUUCUAACUGGAAUUAACUAGGCACCAUGUGCUCACCAUGCACUGGAAUUCUAAGCUAAUUGAUAAAUGCAGCUUAAUUGUUAUAACAAACAUCCUGGGAACUAAUUAAAACCUGAGAUUUAGACUGUGGGUUAAUAUUCCAUUAACAAUCCAUUCACUUUUACAGCAAUAAUAAAAAGUCGAUCUAGAAUGUUAACGGCAAAUAUUCUCUCUAGGUUUAGUAUAUACAAGGAGUAGUAUGUCUGUUAUGGAAUAAAGUUGCAAAACUGUUGUAGAUGGCAGAAAUAAGUACAUACCAUCAUCCAAAGUUAUUUGGUUAUUUGCCUCCAUUAUAAAGCACAUAUUAUGUGUAGUGCUGGUUCAGAACAGCCUAUGGUAAAGGCCUGUUUCCCAGCAAGGACGAUGAGAAUUGAUUCUGCAGUUUUUAAUAUUAUCUUCUAACUGCAGUCAUGUUUAAUAUAUCACAUCCCCCUUGUUUCAAUUCGCUUUAGAGUUCUAGUGUGUAUCUGUUUCAGAUAAAAGAUUGUAUACAAGGAUAUAGGGAAAUAACUGUUCAUGAUAUCCUCUGGUAUGAGAAGUACUACAUGGUGUCCCUUUAAAUGUGUUUCAGAAAGAAGUAUUUUCUUUAACUCUAUAAAGUGCACAAAGAGAAUUCUAGGAUAUUUUUUAAUAAAACAAAGUAUAAUAUGUAAGCUAGUUAUAGAGAUAUUUAUUAAAAUGUCACUGAAGCUGCAUCUUGUGUACAUCUCUGUUCUUUCAUGUGUUCCUUGGAUGCAUAGAUAAUUGGGAACAACUAAAUAACAAUCUGUUGCUUUGAUUUUCCUUUAAAGUAGCAUGAACCUUUUUACCUAAUCUGUAUAGAAUGAUUUCUUAAUAACCAUUUUUCUGUCUCAUGUUCUCUAGUUCCAUUGUAUAUAUUGUAUGUGUGCAAAAGGCCUCAACAGAUUCACAUCUUCUUAAUGUUGUAUGCCCCACUCCAUCUGCUGCCAUAAAGCCUUUUCUUCACAUACUGGUGUCUUUCAGGUGUUUUUGCAAAAAAAGGCAAAAUCUGUUCUGUUUUUGCCAAGAAGCUUCCAUUGUUGGUUUUAUUUGCACUGUGCUCAACAGAAGUUUUGUUUGUGUGGAUUGUAACCCCGAGAGCAGCCUGCAUUGAUUAGAAUGAGGUUUUAACAAAUGGUAAAUAAAGAUUAUUUUAGUGAAA